AUGGAGUGGACAUGUGUUUUUAGAGAAUAUUUUGCGCUUCUAUGGAGAAAAUCAGUCCAUUUCUACGGAGAACCUGGAGAAUUUACUGCUGUUAAUCUCAGAGAGGAGGUCUGGUUCUGUAACAGAGGAGAAUCCACUGGGAAACCAAGCGUGUGGGGUUACGGCUUUCUGGCGGUCACUGUCAUCAACUUGGCGUCCCUGCUCGGUCUCCUGCUGAUCCCCUUCACCAAGAAGUCCUACUUCCCCAAAGUGCUGACCUACUUCAUCGGCCUCGCCAUCGGGACGCUUUUCUCCAACGCUGUCCUGCAGCUCAUCCCGGAGGCUCUGGGUUUUGACCCCAAAGCUGAUAACUAUGUGGCGAAUGCUGUGGGGAUAUUUGCAGGGUUUUAUAUUCUCUUCUUUGUGGAGAAGAUUCUGAAAAUGACGCUCCGGGUCGACCAUGAGGAGGUCCAGGUGUCAGGUGUGAUGUGUCACUGGCUGCGUGGUAAAAGGAUCUCCAGCAUCAAGACGGUGGCGUGGAUGAUCACUCUGAGCGACGCGCUGCACAACUUCAUAGAUGGUCUGGCCAUUGGUGCAUCGUUCACCGUGUCUGUGCUGACGGGGUUCAGUACGUCCACCGCCAUCGUGUGUGAGGAGUUUCCACAUGAGCUGGGUGACUUUGUGAUCCUGCUGAACGCCGGUAUGAGCGUCCCUCAGGCCAUUUUCUUUAACCUGCUGUCGGCGGUCUCAUGUUACGUCAGUCUCGUGUUUGGCAUCCUGCUCGGAAGCAACUUUGCCCCCAACGCAAUCUUUGCCAUCGCGGGAGGAAUGUUCCUGUACAUUGCACUGGCAGACAUGUUUCCAGAGAUGGACAGCAUAGCACGGGAACAGAAGAAAAUCUCCACUAAGAUCGUCUUCUUCCUGAUCCAGAACGCCGGGCUUCACCAUCAUCCUGCUGAUCACCAUGUUCGCAGGAGCAAUCAACCUGGGAUAGAAAGAAGGAGAGAGAGAAAAUAAACU
Molecule: messenger RNA, 999 nt
Organism: Cheilinus undulatus (humphead wrasse)
Lineage: Eukaryota; Metazoa; Chordata; Actinopteri; Labriformes; Labridae
Product: metal cation symporter ZIP14-like
Exons: 7
Coding region: 1-996 (331 amino acids)
Biological process (GO): zinc ion import across plasma membrane; intracellular zinc ion homeostasis
Cellular component (GO): membrane
Molecular function (GO): zinc ion transmembrane transporter activity
Source: RefSeq, a predicted model, not a curated record